Molecule: messenger RNA, 2833 nt
Organism: Plectropomus leopardus (leopard coralgrouper)
Lineage: Eukaryota; Metazoa; Chordata; Actinopteri; Perciformes; Serranidae
Gene: c15h5orf15
Product: chromosome 15 C5orf15 homolog
Source: RefSeq, a predicted model, not a curated record
CGCUAAACCACGCCUCUCCACUUUCUCGCGCAUCAACAUGGCGACUUGCAGAAAGAUGGGGCGAAGCAGGAAAAAUAUUUGUACUCUUUCUCUGGUUAUUUUACUCCACCUGUCAACCAGCGUCUGCUCACCAGUUCCACAUAAUAACAGCACUACGACGGGAGAUAAUCAGGGGGGAAGCACGUCUCAGAAUCUUACUUUGACCACUGUGAAUGAGAAAGCAGGCAACACAGAGCCUUCGCUGUCUCAAAACAGUACAGCAGUUUUAACGAAUACCAAGAACCCUGAAACACCUGCUGGCAAUGACUCCUCCACAACAGCCAUAGAGGCUCCCACAGGCAACCACACAACAGCCAUUGAACCAAAAAGCGCCAAAGAACUAACAGAUCAAGUCGCCAUCAUUGAUUCCUCUGAUAAUACACAGCAGCCAGAGCCUGUCAGUAAAGGGGCCACAACAACAGAGAAGGCUGAAGGUAACCCGGACAGGGGUGAGCCAACAGAUGGACCCGCUGCUUCUGAAACCACUCCGGCUUCGAGUCCAGAAGUUACCACCUCUGUCAAAACCCCUGAACCAGCCAAAUCUGUUAUAGAAGAGCUCGAUGCACCUGACCCCAAACUCUCCACCGCUCUGAACCCGUCCAUAGUGCAGGACUCUGAUUUAGACCUGCAGCAGCCCGCUUACACAGUUGAAGGCAACGAAGGUGAUGAUGACGAUGACGACGACGAUGACGAAGAUGGCGUCUACAGGGACAGCGAUGACAGUGACAGCCUUGACGGCUUAUAUGACAACACCGACGACAGAAUGAUAGACCAGAGUGUGAACAGGCUGCAGCAAGACAGGAUGGAGGUGGUGCCCCGUUACAAACCAGACAGCUACAGCCAAGAGGAUGAAGACUCCCACUUCUUCUUUCAUCUGGUCAUCCUGGCUUUCCUGGUGGCCAUCGUUUACAUCACCUAUCACAACAAGAGGAAGAUCUUCCUCCUGGCUCAGAGCCGGCGCUGGAAGGACAGUCUGUGUUCCCGCAACACUGUGGAGUAUCACCGCCUGGACCAAAACGUCAACGAAGCCAUGCCGUCCCUCAAGAUGACCCGGGACUACAUUUUUUGAUCCACGUUCAGAAGAACAAUAUGUUCAGACCUGCACAGAGCCAGUUGGCCUUCCCGCCUGGCCGGUCGCAUUGUUGAGAUGCUGUGCUUUGUCAUGGAGCCCGAUUGAUGCUUUGUCUUGCUUUGCAGGCCAGCUGGAGAGCAGCGAGUGUAACGUCUUCUGGAUAAAAUUAUGUUUGUUCAGGACUCUUCUGUUGUCUGCAUAGAGAGAUUUUUACAGAUUAUCUGUUAUUCUUAUUUGUAAUAUUAUUUUAAAGUUAUUUUUAUUCUCAAUUAUUGACUUCUUGGGAUUUAACAUUUCAUUUUUUUAGGGGUCUUAUAUUUGUCUUCUUUGGGAGUAUUUCAGCCUUAUGGUCCCUCUACACCUGCUUUGUUCUCCCUCUUUCAUACUGUCUUAAGAUGUUUAAUAUUCGCUUUAAAAAUAGGAAGAACCUAGAUCAUAAUAUACUGCUUAAUAAUAACAGUCGAUUAUUCACCCUAAUAUUAAUAGAUAAUAAUGAAAUAGAUUUCUCUCUCAACAGUUAGACAAGAUAUAAAUUGACACACAAAGCAUUUGCUUUUCGAAAGCACUUGUGUCACACAUAUGUUUGUAUUUUAAAGGUUAAGUAUGCUAAAAAAGCAGAAGCUGAUAUAGAAGCAGGCGUUCCAAAAAACAAUCCAUGGCUCAUUUAAAAUGGUCUGUUGAUCCUAGAUCUUAGAGUAAGAAAUUACUGUACACUACAAAAAGUUAAAUAUUGGGGAAAUUGAUUUAAAUACACAAGUGAAAAUAUUCCUUAUUAUUAUCUAACCAAGAAAGAAAUCACUUUUUGAAUUAAAUUUUAAGAUGUUAAAAUUUAUUUUAACCGUCACUCCUUUAAAAAAAAAAAGCCUUUUCAUUUAGAUUUUAACAUCAUGUAAGGGAUGUAAAAUCCUUAUUACGUGUGAAAUUAAGCUGCACAUAAAGUCGAGGAGGGGUACGACUCUUCUGAUGAGGGGUCUGUCCAUGUGCUUAAGCCAUUUAAACGAAGACGGAUGCUGUUCAGGUUAGAAUGUACUAAUAUAAUGUAUGAGAGAAAACUUUUUCUUUUUCAUCACGUUGUAAUUUACUUGUCUGCUGUACCUCUUCCACUUCUACUGCCCAGAUUUUGCCAUGCAGAAAUCCUGGGGCUGGCCCUCUUUGUUUUAUGACUUCGGUGAAGUCUCUAUCAAUCAUUUAUUGUCUUCAUUGUGGCAAAAAUGCAGCGGCUGUGUUUCUCUCAUGCUCUCACAGCACUUUUAAUUUUUAGUUACUACUUGUCGGAGUACAGUUUGGUGGACUGUUGAUCAGAAAUUUUGCACGCUGUGUGGCCUUGCAUUCACACGAGGAAAUGAAAAACCACAAAAACAAGAACAGACCACAUUAUUUUGACACCCAUGGCUCCACUUCCUAUAUGUCACAGCUCAAUGUUGUUUUUCUGUCUGUUGCCGUCACAUGCCUUCAAACGAAAUGCCAUAACUGCCACACAAAUCCACGCCAUCAAUCUCUUGUCGCCUUCUGCCAGUUGUUUUCAGCUGUUUUGUCCGUUUAUAAAGUAACACAAUGGUUAGACUGAUUAUGCGAUUUGCACUGUCAUUCAGUUAUUGGCUAGAACACGAGGGGAGGAGCUGUCCUGCAUAAAGCGAUGGAUCAACACUGCUCUUGCAAUCAACUGUAGAAACUGUACAAUCUUUUUUUUUUUGGUCAAUAAAGCACAAAUUGUGUACAGAG